This is a messenger RNA of Saccostrea echinata, 1991 nucleotides long. Its product is annotated as heat shock 70 kDa protein 12A-like. Gene Ontology annotation, molecular function: ATP-dependent protein folding chaperone; ATP binding. The coding region runs from base 77 to 1810 and encodes 577 amino acids. The record is from RefSeq and is a predicted model, not a curated record. The transcript has 5 exons. NCBI's taxonomy places the organism in Eukaryota, Metazoa, Mollusca, Bivalvia, Ostreida, Ostreidae.
UCUAUGCCUAUUGUGCAAAUUACGAUGGUGGCUUAAAUUUAGAUACAGUACAAACUCAUUAACAUUUGAAUACAAAAUGGGGGAAGGUCUUUCUUAUCUGUUUGUCGCCGCCAUUGACUUAGGAACCACGUUUUCUGGUGUGGCCUUCUCCUCCAGGGAUUCCUUCAUUAAAGAUCCUACUGAUGUCUGGAUAAAGACCUGGCACGGAGCUAUUGUCACCUAUAAAACUCCUACAGUCAUUCUCUUCGACCAGAACGAGGAAUUUGCUAGUUUUGGUUAUGAAGCAGAAGACAGAUACACUGAUUUAUUGUUGGAUGGUUUGGCAGAAAAUUGGAGUCUCUUCAAAAGAUUUAAAAUGUCACUCUAUGAACAGCAAACUGUAUUGGAUAGUUUAGAACUGGUUGCAGAUAACGGAAAGAAAAUGCCUGCCAUUAAAGUAUUUUCUGCCUCCAUCAAGUAUCUAUCGGAGCAGCUGAUCAAAGAAAUUAUAAAACAGGUCUGUUACACCACAGAAAAAGAUGUUAAAUGGGUUAUUACUGUUCCCGCCAUCUGGUCUCAACCGGCAAAGUCCUUCAUAAGGAAAGCUGCCAUUAUGGCAGGAAUAGAAUCUGAGAUGCUCACCAUAGCACUUGAGCCAGAAGCGGCAGCUAUAUGUCUGAAACAUUUACCUUUAGAGAAAAAGAAAUUAGGAGAAGUUGGAGACAAUUAUAGAACCUUCUCACCUGGAUCAAGUUACAUCAUUGUCGAUUCUGGAGGAGGAACGAUUGACAUAACAACUCAUGAAGUUCUAGAAGAUGGGAGUGUGAAAGAGUUGUUCCAGUCUUCGGGUGGUGAUUGGGGAGGAACCAAGGUAAACGACCGCAUUAUGCAAUUCUUUGAAGAUGUAUUAGGAAGUCUGACCAUGUCUGAACUAAGACAAAACCAUCAGCUAGAUAUUCUAGAACUUGAAAGAAACAUUGAAACAGCAAAGCGAAGUUUGAGCACGCAUAGAAGGAAAAUGACGAUAACCAUCCCAGCCGAAAUUCUAGAUCAGUAUAAAAAAAUUCACCAUGCAGAUCUUUCUUCUGUGAAAAGUGCUACUCUGAGAGACGGUAGAACAAUCGAGUUCAUGUUUAGCAGUGGUAAAUUAAGAAUGGAUCAUGACACUAGCUGUUCUUUCUUUGAAGAAUCAAUAAAUUCAAUUUGUGACCAUUUGAGGAAUAUGUUCCCAAUGAGCACAGGACAAGACAUAGAUACAAUAAUAAUGGUUGGAGGUUUUGCAAAUUGUUCUAUUCUAAUCAGAACAAUUUUAAUAGAAUUUCCAGACAAACACGUACUAGUCCCUGAGGAAGCAGAAUGGUCCGUUUUAAAGGGGGCAGUGAUAUUUGGUCAUGAUCCUUGGUUGAUAAAGCAAAGACGAAGCAGAUAUACAUAUGGUGCCAAAUGUAAAAAGCUGUUUAAAGAAGGAGAACAUGAUGCAAAAAAGAAAGUGGAAGAAAAUGGCAAGGUGUUCUGCCAAGAUCUCUUUAGUAAACACGUGGAAAUUGGUGAAUUAAUCACCGUUGGAGAAUAUCAGACAAAUAAAAAAUAUCGUGUCUCACAUGAAUCCAUGGCAAAGAUACAGUUGUAUGCUUCACGGAAUCCUGAUCCAAAAUAUGUAACGGAUGAAGGUUGUUUUAAGAUUGGAGAACUGGAAAUAUGCAGUCCAGAAUUAGAAGUCGGGAGUAAAACCCGUGUUCAGUUGUCAUUCAGUCACACUGAAAUUGAGGCUAGAUUGAGCCAUAGAAAAUCUGGAACGUCUUCUGCACUUUAUCUGGAUACAAAUUUCUAAAGAACCAUUUUCUUGUCGUUUAAGAUAUUCAUUCUACUGACCAACUGGUUCAUUUUUGUAGCAGUUCAAUGAGUUGAAAAUGUGCUGUUUGGUGAAGAAUAGCGUUAUUUUGACAAUAGAAGCCCACGAAGUCCCACUUUCUUUGCAAGUUCAUGAGGUGUCCAUUUUUACUAACCAUUUA